Messenger RNA from Williopsis jadinii, 432 nucleotides. RefSeq lists its product as uncharacterized. The record is from RefSeq and is a predicted model, not a curated record. The transcript has a single exon. Gene Ontology annotation, cellular component: membrane. Gene Ontology annotation, biological process: transmembrane transport. Bases 1 to 432 code for a protein of 143 amino acids. NCBI's taxonomy places the organism in Eukaryota, Fungi, Ascomycota, Saccharomycetes, Phaffomycetales, Wickerhamomycetaceae. Gene Ontology annotation, molecular function: transmembrane transporter activity.
AUGAUUCAAUCUGAAACUACAAAUAUAACUUCGAUUUUUGAAGCGGAAGAAGGAGAAGCCACUAAGGAUCAUAUCCACGAGACCAGACCGUGGUAUAGGGUCUCACACUUGGUGAAGCAUAGAUUCUAUUUCUAUAUCUUUUACUCUGAGCCCACUGGUAAUGUGCUGGGUGCAUUGAGCUCUCGACCAACAUUUGGUGGGAUUAUUGUUUUCUUGUUUGCUCAGUAUCUUCGUGAUAAAUCUGGUAGGAGACCAGUGGCUAUCAUAGGUGAUAACAUUACGGUUAUAGGGGCAGUGCCACGAGGUGUUUCGAGUGAUUACGGACUCUAUUUUGUUUCAAGUUUUGCCAUUGAGUCUGAUUCCGGUUUAGCAGGCAUUGCAAGUCCAACGUUGAUCUCUGAGACUGUGUUUUCUACACAUAAGGCAAGCUAG